AUGACACAAGGACACAUGUUUCGGAGGUUACCUGGAAUUGGGUUGCGUCACUAUGAGCCUCCAUCUCUUCCGCGGCUGCUGCUGGAGAUAUGCUUUGCCUCGCCAAUCUUGGUGCCUGAUCUCCCACUGUGGGCUUUGGGUGUAUUGGAGGAUGAUAUAUUGUUUCAGUCAACCAUUCCCGAGGCUGCGGAUAUGAGCAUGGCCAUUGUCUAUGCUAUAUUUGGUGUGUGCUCUGUGCUGGGGAACAGCAUGCUCCUGUACGUCUCCUAUAAGAAGAAGCAUCUCCUCAAGCCGGCUGAGUUCUUCAUCGUCAACCUGGCCGUCAGUGACUUGGGGCUGACCAUCUCCCUCUACCCCUGGGCCAUCAUGUCCAGCAUCUUUCACAGGUGGUUGUUUGGGAAGACUGCCUGUUUGAUCUACGCUUUCUGUGGCCUUCUGUUCGGAAUAUGCAGUCUGACCACUCUGACCUUGCUCAGCAUGGUGUGCUUCAUGAAAGUGUGCUACCCUCUGUACGGUAACCGAUUCCGCCCGGUCCACGGCCGUCUGCUGGUGGCGUGCGCCUGGCUGUACGCGCUGGCCUUCGCCGGCUGCCCGCUGGCCCACUGGGGCGAGUACGGCCCGGAGCCCUACGGCACGGCCUGCUGCAUCGACCUGCGCCUCUCCAACCUGCAGCUGGCCGCCCGCUCCUACACGCUGGUGCUCUUCGUCAGCUGCUACCUGGUGCCCUGCGCCAUCAUUGUGGCGUCCUACGUCAGCAUCCUGGUCACCGUGUGCACCACCAAGAGGGCCAUGGAGCGCCACGUUCCCAUGGUCACGCGCAUGAGCAACAUCCAGGCCAUCAUCGUCAAGCUCAGUGUGGCGGUGUGCAUCGGUUUCUUCGCUGCCUGGAGCCCCUAUGCCGUGGUGUCCAUGUGGGCCGCGUUCGGCCACCUCGACAACAUCCCGCCGCUGGCCUUCGCCGUGCCCGCCAUGUUCGCCAAGUCCUCCACCAUCUACAACCCCCUGGUGUACAUGCUGCUGCGCCCCACCUUCCGCAAGGUCAUGUGGCGUGACCUUGGCCUGCUGCGACGCACCUGCCUGCAGGGCUGCUGCUGCUGCUGUGCUCGCCCCCUAUGCCCGACCGCCAUUACUGCGGGACCCUCGGGACCUUCCAAGCCGCCGGUCCCGGAGGUUGCCAUAGUACCGCUGAGGAGGACGAGGAGGCAGGACACGCUGACGCGGCUGGCGGCUCACGCGGAAGUGGCGCUCCAGGGAGGGGCCGCGAGGGAGGCAGAGGUGAGGCCGGUAAUGGUGGGCAGGGCUGGUAGUUUGUGUGGCGACGCUUACGAGUGCUUCCGCCACUACCCCAGGGCCUGCUGUUCUCACCCUCACCAUGCGGAGGCGCCGUGCGGGCCGUGCCUGGCUCAGGACAAAGUCACCGCCGUGCCCUCUGACCUCGCCACGGAAAGGAAGACUCCGAGAUUGCCUUGCCUCAGGGGGGCGCUGCGUGAAAGGACACAGCAGGACGUCGCUAACUUGGAGUUUGACGUCGAAACUGUGCCGGGACAUGUGAAAGUGGCAUGGCCCUGAAGCGAUAUGAUUGAUUUACUGUAUGUUAACGGGGCAUUCGUCAUCAAAAGAGUUCAGUUUAAACUCUGCCUACAAUGACUGACCUGGAUGAAUGAGAAUCUUCACAGACAUGAUACGCUAUCGUUGUAUUCUGGAUUGUUGCGCUGACUCACCGUACAGGGUGAACCAAUAGGCACACACAUGCUUGUUUGUGUUCUGCAGCUUGUUUUUUUCACUGCGGUGAGAGGCAGGUUGAGGUGGAAUUUUCUGCGUUCCAGAAUCCAACAGUCAGAAUCCAACAGUCCUGCUCUCAAUUCAUUCUACCUAUGCACUAAACAGGUGACUAUACUAAGUAGCUCGUUGGCCUGGUGUUAUGCACAUUUAAACAAAUGAGUUGGGGUAGUGUUAGUGAACGGCUGUAGCAAGUUGAAAUGCGAUGGUCUGCAAUGGAUUUCUCACGUCAACCAGAAUUUUCAAUCAUACACAUGUAGUAUUGAAGCGCCGCAGUGAUGUACUACAAUUUGUAAACAGGGAGGUGAUUGCAAUGGAGGGAUGUCAACCUACUCUGCAUAUUCCUCAGUAACCUCAGAGGUCUUGUCAGCUGUACAAGUGUAAAUAGCAGUAUCUGACACUGACAUAAUCUCCCAUACUUUGUCAGACAUUAACCGAUUGUGUGACCUCUCACCUGCGUCAGAAACGGUGCGUAACUCCGGUGAAUGUUAAAGGGACACUGUGCAGGAAAUGGUCAAAAAAGGUACUGCAACUAUUCUGCUCAUUGCAACUGGGCUGCUAAUAAACAAAUAUUUUCUAGUAUGGUCCAAGUACAGUCAUUUUUGCAGCUAAAAAUGGCUAUUUUUGGAAAUU
Messenger RNA from Engraulis encrasicolus (European anchovy), 2412 nucleotides. RefSeq names its product opsin-5-like. The record is from RefSeq and is a predicted model, not a curated record. Bases 1 to 1569 code for a protein of 522 amino acids. Gene Ontology annotation, molecular function: G protein-coupled photoreceptor activity. Gene Ontology annotation, biological process: G protein-coupled receptor signaling pathway; phototransduction; visual perception. The transcript is spliced from 7 exons. Lineage: Eukaryota; Metazoa; Chordata; Actinopteri; Clupeiformes; Engraulidae. Gene Ontology annotation, cellular component: plasma membrane.